This is a messenger RNA of Brienomyrus brachyistius, 7581 nucleotides long. RefSeq names its product myosin-10-like. The transcript has 43 exons. Gene Ontology annotation, molecular function: actin filament binding; cytoskeletal motor activity; ATP binding. Gene Ontology annotation, cellular component: myosin complex. Lineage: Eukaryota; Metazoa; Chordata; Actinopteri; Osteoglossiformes; Mormyridae. The coding region runs from base 171 to 6212 and encodes 2013 amino acids. The record is from RefSeq and is a predicted model, not a curated record.
CCCAGUGCUGGGGGUGUAACUUCGGAGUUUGGGGCAAAAAGGGAGUAGAGGUGGGCUAAGGAAAGGCAUUGAGUGAAAUUAAAUCAAGAGGAGCAUUCAUUUAUUUAGGAAGUUGCCCUGGUUUGUUCGUAAAUUGCAUUGGGACUCCUGGUGUUUUUUGACACUUGGAGAUGGCGCUGCAUGGUCAGGAGGACGCCGAGAAGUACUUGUUCGUGGACCGGGCCGUGGUCUACAACCCGGCCACCCAGGCUGAUUGGACAGCCAAGAAGCUGGUAUGGGUGCCGUCCGAGCGGCACGGGUUCGAGGCGGCCAGUGUGCGGGAGGAGCGGGGGGAUGAGGCGGUGGUUGUGGAGCUGGCUGAGAACGGCAAGCGGGCCGUGGUGAGCAAGGACGACAUCCAGAAGAUGAACCCGCCUAAGUUCAGCAAGGUGGAGGACAUGGCGGAGCUGACCUGCCUGAACGAGGCGUCCGUGCUGCACAACCUGAAGGAGAGGUACUACUCAGGCCUCAUCUACACCUACUCAGGGCUCUUCUGUGUGGUGAUCAACCCCUACAAGAACCUGCCUAUCUACUCUGAGAACAUUAUCGAGAUGUACAGGGGUAAGAAGAGGCACGAGAUGCCCCCCCACAUCUACGCCAUCUCCGAGUCAGCCUACAGGUGCAUGCUCCAAGAUCGGGAGGACCAGUCGAUCCUUUGCACAGGGGAAUCGGGAGCCGGGAAGACGGAGAACACCAAGAAGGUCAUCCAGUACCUGGCUCACGUCGCCUCGUCCCACAAGGGCCGGAAAGACCACAACAUUCCCCAGCCUGAAUCGCCUAAACGAGUGAAGCUACAGGGCGAGCUGGAGCGUCAGCUUCUGCAGGCCAAUCCCAUCCUGGAGUCCUUCGGAAAUGCCAAGACUGUGAAGAACGACAACUCUUCUCGAUUUGGCAAGUUCAUCCGGAUCAACUUUGAUGUGACCGGUUACAUCGUGGGGGCCAACAUCGAGACCUAUCUGCUGGAGAAGUCGCGAGCCGUCCGGCAGGCCAAGGACGAGCGCACAUUCCACAUCUUUUACCAGCUGUUGGCAGGAGCCGGCGAGCACCUGAAGUCGGACCUGCUCCUGGAGAACUUCACCAGCUACCGCUUCCUUUCCAAUGGCAACAUCCCUAUUCCUGGGCAGCAGGACAAGGACAUCUUCCAGGAAACCAUGGAGGCCAUGAGGAUAAUGAGCUUCUCCCAUGAUGAGAUUACAGCCAUGCUCAGGGUUGUGUCCUCAGUGCUGCAGUUCGGGAACAUCGUAUUCAAGAAGGAAAGAAACACAGACCAGGCCUCCAUGCCCGAGAACACAGCUGCCCAGAAGCUGUGUCACUUGCUGGGCAUGAACGUUAUGGAGUUCACACGCGCCAUCCUGACUCCGCGCAUCAAGGUCGGCCGUGACUACGUCCAGAAAGCACAGACCAAAGAGCAAGCAGACUUUGCGGUGGAGGCUUUGGGUAAGGCCACCUACGAGCGCCUCUUCCGCUGGCUGGUUCAUCGCAUCAACAAGGCCCUGGACAAGACCAAACGCCAGGGCGCCUCCUUCAUCGGUAUCCUGGACAUCGCCGGCUUCGAGAUCUUCGAGCUGAACUCGUUCGAGCAGCUGUGUAUCAACUACACCAACGAGAAGCUGCAGCAGCUCUUCAACCACACGAUGUUCAUCCUGGAGCAGGAGGAGUACCAGCGGGAGGGCAUCGAGUGGAGCUUCAUCGACUUCGGCCUGGACCUGCAGCCCUGCAUCGACCUCAUCGAGAAGCCGACAAACCCUCCAGGUAUCCUGGCCCUGCUGGACGAGGAGUGCUGGUUCCCCAAAGCCACAGACAAGAGCUUCGUGGAGAAGGUGGUCCAGGAACAGGGCACCCACCCCAAGUUCCACAAGCCCAAGAAACUCAAGGAUGAAGCCGACUUCUGCAUCAUGCACUAUGCUGGCCGGGUGGACUACAAGGCGGAUGAAUGGCUGAUGAAAAACAUGGACCCUCUGAACGACAACGUGGCCACGCUCCUGCACCAGUCCACAGACAAAUUUGUGGCCGAGCUAUGGAAGGACGAGAUUCAGAAUUUUCAGAGAGCCUCUUUCUAUGACAAUAUUUCUAGUCUUCAUGACCCACCAGUGGACCGCAUCGUCAGCCUGGAUCAGGUGGCCGGCAUGAAUGAGACCGCCUUCGGAUCUGCCUACAAGACCAAGAAGGGCAUGUUCCGCACAGUGGGCCAACUGUACAAGGAGUCCCUCACCAAGCUGAUGGCCACGCUGAGGAACACCAACCCCAACUUUGUCCGCUGCAUCAUCCCCAACCACGAGAAGAGAGCCGGGAAGCUGGACCCCCACCUGGUUCUGGACCAGCUGAGGUGUAAUGGGGUUCUGGAGGGGAUCCGAAUCUGCAGGCAGGGCUUCCCCAACCGGAUCGUUUUCCAGGAGUUCAGGCAGAGGUAUGAGAUCCUCACACCCAACGCCAUCCCCAAAGGCUUCAUGGACGGCAAGCAGGCCUGUGAGAGAAUGAUCCAGGCCCUGGAGCUGGACCCCAACCUGUUUCGCAUCGGCCAAAGUAAGAUCUUCUUCAGAGCCGGGGUGCUGGCCCACCUGGAGGAGGAGCGGGACCUUAAGAUCACCGAUAUCAUCAUCUACUUCCAAGCCGUGUGUCGGGGCUACCUGGCUCGCAAGGCCUUCGCCAAGAAGCAGCAGCAGCUCAGCGCCUUGAGGGUCCUGCAGAGGAACUGUGCCGCCUACCUGAAGCUACGUCACUGGCAGUGGUGGAGACUUUUCACCAAGGUGAAGCCACUGUUGCAAGUGACCCGGCAGGAAGAAGAGAUGCAGGCCAAGGAUGAGGAGCUGAUCAGGGUGAAGGAGAAGCAGAAUAAGGUGGAGACCGAGCUGGUGGAGAUGGAGCGGAAACAUCAGCAGCUCCUGGAGGAGAAGAACAUCCUGGCAGAGCAGCUGCAGGCGGAGACGGAGCUGUGCGCCGAGGCCGAGGAGAUGCGAGUCCGGCUGGCGGCCAAGAAGCAGGAGCUGGAGGAGAUCUUGCAUGACCUGGAGGCCCGUGUGGAGGAGGAGGAGGAGCGUAAUCAGGGCAUGCAGAACGAGAAGAAGAAGAUGCAGGCGCACAUACAGGACCUGGAGGAACAGCUGGAUGAGGAGGAGGCAGCCAGGCAGAAGCUGCAGCUGGAAAAAGUGACAGCAGAGGCCAAGAUCAAGAAGAUGGAAGAGGACAUCUUGCUACUGGAAGAUCAGAACUCCAAGUUCAUGAAGGAGAAGAAACUUCUGGAUGACCGCGUGAACGAGAUCACGUCUCGGCUCACCGAGGAGGAGGAGAAGGCCAAAAACCUAGGGAAGACAAAGAACAAGCAGGAGAUGAUGAUGGUGGAUCUGGAAGAGCGUCUGAAGAAGGAGGAGAAGACGCGGCAGGAGCUAGAGAAGGCUAAGCGAAAGCUUGACACAGAGACUUCGGAUUUCCAGGACCAGAUCGCUGAGCUGCAAGCGCAGAUAGACGAGCUUAAGCUGCAGCUGGCAAAGAAGGAGGAGGAGCUGCAGGCCGCACAGGCCAGGAGCGACGAGGAGGCGGCUCAGAAGAACAACGCCCUGAAGCAGGUGCGAGAGCUCCAGGCCCAGCUGGCCGAGCUGCAGGAGGACCUGGAAGCUGAGAAGCUGGCCAGGAACAAGGCUGAGAAGCUGAAGAGGGACCUGAGCGAGGAGCUUGAGGCACUAAAGACAGAGCUGGAAGACACGCUGGACACGACCGCGGCGCAGCAGGAGCUCAGAACCAAGCGGGAGCAGGAGGUGGCGGAGCUGAAGAAGGCCAUCGAUGAGGAGACCAAGAACCACGAGUCCUUGAUCCAGGACAUGCGGCAGAGGCACUCCACUGCUCUGGAGGAGCUAUCUGAGCAGCUGGAGCAGGCUAAGCGGUUUAAAACCAACCUGGAGAAAAGCAAGCAGACCCAGGAGACCGCCAACAAGGAGCUGGUGAACGAGGUCAGAGGGCUGCAGCAGGCUAAGUCUGACUCGGAGCACAAAAGGAAGAAGCUGGAGGCACAGGUGCAGGAGGUCACGGCCCGGGUCACGGAGGUGGAGAGGUCAAAGGUUGAGCUAGCCGACCGCAGUCACAAGCUACAGGCGGAACUGGACAAUGUCUCCAUGUUGUUGGAAGAUGCAGAAAAAAAGGGAAUCAAGUUGGGCAAAGACGUGGCCAGCUUGGAAAGUCAGCUGCAGGACACACAGGAGCUGCUGCAAGAGGAGACGCGGCAGAAGCUGAACCUGAGCAGCCGCGUGCGACAACUGGAGGAAGAGAAGAGCAGCUUGCAGGAGCAGCAGGAGGAGGAGGAAGAGGCUCGCAGGAACCUGGAGAAGCAGCUGGCCACUGUACAGGCCCAGAUGUCAGAGACCAAGAAGAAGCUAGAGGACGACGUUGGGACAAUGGAGGGGCUGGAGGAGGUGAAGCGGAAGCUGCAGAAGGACAUGGAGAACACGGCCCAGCGGCUGGAGGAGAAAGCCAUAGCGUUUGACAAGCUGGAGAAGACCAAGACCCGCCUGCAGCAGGAGCUGGACGACCUGACGGUGGAUCUGGACCACCAGAGGCAGACAGUGUCCAACCUGGAGAAGAAGCAGAAGAAGUUUGACCAGAUGUUAGCAGAAGAGAAGAACGUGUCAGCUCGCUUUGCAGAAGAGCGGGACCGGGCAGAGGCUGAGGCCCGUGAGAAGGAGACGCGGGCCCUUGCGCUGACCCGUGCACUGGAUGAGGCCCUGGAGUCCAAGGAAGAGCUCGAGAGGCUCAACAAGCAGCUGCGUGCAGAGAUGGAAGACCUUAUGAGCUCAAAGGAUGACGUGGGAAAGAAUGUUCAUGAGUUGGAGAAAUCCAAGCGAGGCAUGGAGCAGCAACUGGACGAGAUGAAGACCCAGCUGGAGGAGCUGGAGGACGAGCUGCAGGCCACCGAGGACGCCAAGCUGAGGUUGGAGGUCAACAUGCAGGCCAUGAAGGCCCAGUUCGAGCGUGACCUGCAGGGCAGAGAUGAGAUGGGCGAGGAGAAGAAGAGGCAGCUGGUCAAGCAGGUGCGGGAGCUUGAGGCUGAGCUGGAGGACGAACGCAAGCAAAAAGCGUUGGCUAUGGCCGCCAAGAAGAAGAUGGAGAUGGACCUCAAGGACCUGGAGGCUCAGAUCGAGGCGGCAAAUAAAGCCCGUGACGAGGCUAUCAAGCAGCUACGCAAGCUCCAGGCUCAGAUGAAAGACUACCAGAGAGAGCUGGAAGAAGCUCGCGCCUCCCGGGACGAUAUCUUCGCCCAGUCGAAGGAGAAUGAGAAGAAGCUUAAGAACUUGGAGGCCGAAAUCCUGCAGCUGCAGGAGGACCUGGCUGCAUCCGAGAGGGCCCGUCGGCAUGCCGAGCAGGAGCGGGAUGAGUUUGCAGACGAAAUCUCCAACAGCGCCUCUGGAAAGUCGGCCUUGCUGGAGGAGAAGCGAAAGCUAGAGGCACGCAUCGUCCAGCUGGAGGAGGAGCUGGAGGAGGAGCAGAGCAACAUGGAGCUCCUCAACGAUCGCUUCCGCAAGACCACGAUGCAGGUGGACACCCUCAGCAUGGAGCUGGCCGGGGAGCGUAGCUCUGCCCAGAAGAGCGAGAGCGCCCGGCAGCAGCUGGAGCGGCAGAACAAGGAGCUGAAGUUAAAACUGCAGGAGUUAGAGGGUGCAGUGAAGAGCAAGUACAAGGCCGCUAUCGCCGCCCUGGAGGCCAAGAUCGCCCAGCUGGAGGAGCAACUGGAGCAGGAAGCCAAGGAGAGAGCAGCAGCCAACAAGACGGUGCGUCGCACGGAGAAAAAACUGAAGGAGGUGUUCAUGCAGGUGGAGGAUGAGCGUCGCCAUGCCGACCAGUACAAAGAACAGAUGGAGAAAGCCAACUCCAGGAUGAAACAGCUGAAACGGCAGCUGGAGGAGGCUGAGGAGGAGGCGCAGAGGGCCAACGCCAACCGCAGGAAGCUGCAGAGGGAGCUGGAGGAUGCCACGGAGUCCGCUGACGCCAUGAACCGAGAGGUCAAUGCACUGAAGAGCCGCCUCAGGCGAGGAGGGCCAAUCAGCUUCCCCUCUGGCCGCACGGGCCGACGGGCACUCCAGGUGGAGGGGGCCUCCCUUGAGCUGUCAGAUGACGAUGGCGCCACUAGUGAUAGCAAGGCCAACGAGGUGAACGAGGCAUCAACGCCUUCCCCCCAGGGCGAGUAGGGCACAGCCAUGCUCUCCAAGCUCCUCCCCUUUCCCCCACCCCACAGGUAGGCUAGCAAUUGUGCUUUAGGGCAGUCCUCCAGCAGCAAGGGGGCACCACCACACUCCCACCGUACUCUGUAAGGCUCAGAAAAGCAUUGAUCUCUUCUUUGUUAAUGUCAUCUGGCCUUGGGAUGACACUCUGCUUUCUAUAAAAAUUAAGUGCAUUUUAAAUAUUCCAUGUAUGUGUACACACAUAACUACAGUGUGUGUGUGAUUUUCUUAUAAUAAUGUGAAAAUAUUUCCUAAAUAGCCCUGUUGUACAACCUGUCCAUUUAUUGAAUAUGUUCAUAUGAAAAAGGCUUAUUUACAAGCAGGAUAAUCUUACAUCUGUAACUGCAUGCGGCUUCAUAUGCCAGCCAUUAGCCUCUGUCAUAAAUACAAUUAAAACCAGAGUUAUUUGUAGUUGUUUGACGUGCUUUGACCUCUGUUCAACAGAAACAUUCAGACCGCGAACAAAAGUGAUUUCCAAGGGAUUUUCCCACAAAAUGAGCAAGCUGCAGUUAGAAAUUUAGGAAACCAGUGUCAUUUUCCAUGUAACAGUGUUAGUGUGGCUUCAGAAACAAACUAAAAUGUUAAUUCCUGCACAAAGCCACGUUUAUCAACAUCUUACUAAUGCUACGAGGAGCACGCUCCCGUGGCCAGUCCGCCCCGCCCGCAUCCUGCGCAUUUGACUGUUAAUGAUGCAACUUGCAGCAAAAACAAUGCGACUGCAGGAGCGGAGCCAUGUGGCUGACCACUGAGCGUGCUCAAUGCCCGUUUUAUUAUCCAGACUUUGGGUGCUUGAAAGGUGCCACGUGUACCGAGCACAGAGCCCAAUUAUGUUCAUGCACGAAAGACGUUUCCUGAAAGUGCCUUAGAGAUGACGCAAGACAGAAUCUGGAGUGCGUGCGUAUGCUUACACAUAUAAAUCACCCAUUUAUGGAAAAAUCUUAGUGAAUGUGUCAGCACUGGGCUGCCUAGAGACCUGCCUGACCACAGCGUGUCAUGCAAGGUCCCCCAGGGCCGCACUGUCUGCUUCCUGUCCGCCUCCGAGCUUCCCUGCUACCCAAUCUAGCUGAGGCUGUUGGGCUUUAGUAGGCAGCUGCAGGAAUUGAGCACAGCAAGACUUCCCAAGACCAAACAUGUAAAGGACCACACCCUCCCUUACCUGUACAAAAUGUCCCGUCACCUGCCGUUGGGUUAAAAGCUUUAAUGUCCGAGGUUACGGUUAUUUUGGCUGCUGACCUUUUGUCCCUCCGCUUACAUUCUUUCCUGUACGCCUGUGUUUCUAGAAGAGGAUUUUUGUAAAAGGUAAUAAACUUGUUCAUUAUAGAACCUCAUUAUUUUA